CAACGUUCAAGUUCUUCUAGCAGCGACUCUAGCUGCCGGAAAAUGCUAAAAUCCCAGAAAUCACCGCGCGCCUCAGCACUUCCGGCCCGCUCUCAUUAUUCACUUCCUUUCAAUCUGUUCCGUUUAGCAGAAAGCCGUGAAGGUAACGAUGGCCGAGUUGGACAUCGGAAAGCAUUGCCAGGUGGAGCACUGCCGGCAGAAAGGAGAUUCUUCAGAGAAUCACAGGAUGUUAAAAAUGGAAGGGACCUUAGAGAUCAUCUGGCCCAACCCCCUCAUUUUCCAGAUUUUCUUCCAUUUGUGUGUGAUGGCUGUUCAGGAAUAUUCUGUCUUGAGCACAGAAGCAGGGAUUCUCAUGGCUGUUCUGAGGUGAACAUAAAAAGUGAGAGAUUGAAGACUGAUGACCACUCGUCUUACCCAUGUUCAUACAAGGAUUGCAAUGGAAGAGAGCUUGUGCCAGUGUUAUGUCCCUUCUGUGAGAAGAAUUUUUGCCUGAGACACCGGCACCAGUCAGACCAUGAAUGUGAAAAACUAGAAGUUCCUCAGGCUCGGAUGGCUACCACACAGCAGCUUGUUAAAGAUAUCAUAGAUUCUAAGAAAGGAGCAACAAUAAGCAAAGGACGCAGAGGUGCAAAGAACAGUGGAACUGCAGCAAAAGUUGCACUGAUGAAGUUAAAAAUGCAUGCUGAUGGAGAUAAAUCUUUGCCACAGGAAGAAAGAAUUUACUUUCAGGUAUUCUUACCUAAGGGAAGCAAGGAGAAAAGCAAACCCAUGUUCUUUUGUGGUAAAUGGAGUAUUGGUAAGGUGGUGGAUUUUGCAGCUUCAUUAGCCAACCUUAAAAACGAGAACAACAAAGCCACAGCCAAGAAAUUAAGGUUAUGUAACAUUGCAACAGGAGAAGCCUUACCUUCGGAUCAAUCUUUGGACACAUGGAUUACUAAGGAAGAUUGCCCUUUAUAUAAUGGUGGAAAUAUUGUCUUAGAAUAUCUUAAUAACGAAGAACAUUUUUUGGAAAAUGCUGAUUCUUACUCAAAUUAGCCAUUCAAAGACAACCUGCAAUCAAUAGGAAAACAAUACAUUUCACAAUUAGUUUAUUAAAUAUUAACACUAUGUGCUCUUCAGAGAAAGGUCCUUUUAAGCUUAGUUCCACUAAGACAAUGAUACAUUGUUUUAUGAGUUUUUCUAUAAAAUAUUUUUGUAAUUAUGCUGAAAGUGAUCAUAAAAGUAAGUUUGGAGCUGAAAACAAGUAUCAAAUUCAAAUUUUAUGUAUCAUGGUAUAUAUGUACACACAGAAAGCACAUAGGUCAUUCUUUGAUAGAUAGUAAUUCUUUAUCUAAAACUUUAUCACCAGAAGGAAUAAAAGAGGAGGUAUAGAAAUAACAAUAAUGAUGAUAAUAAUAACUUUUGGGGGGGGGGGUCAGGCAAUGAGGGUCAAGUGACUUGCCCAGGGUCACUUUUCAAGUGUCUGAGGCAAGAAUUUGAACUUAGGUCCUCCUGAAUCCAGGGCUGGUGCUUUAUCCACUGUGCCACCUAGCUGCCCAAUAAUAACUUUUAAAGUUUGCAAAGUGCUUUAUAAUGUAAUAUCUCAUUUGAGCCUUAUAAUAGCCCUGUUGGGUUGGGCUGGGGGUGGUAAAAAUGCCAAAUAUUAGGUGUGGGAAAUACCUUCCUGUACAAAAUCAUCACUAAAUAUUAAAGUUCAGUGUGCCAGAAACUGUGAAUGAAAAUAGUCUUGAGAGAGGGAAGAGGGUUGUGGUUUAAGGUUAAAGGAUGGGAAGGGGGGAGGUGGGAAUUCCAAUUUAAUGUUGCAGGAGGAGGGCAGGACAGAAGGGAAAGGUAGAGAGGAAGAGAAUCCUCCAAUAUUGAGACCUCUGCUAAGACAGGUUGCGUUUCAAAAGAAAUUUGUGGCAAAAGCUUAAUAGUUUUUGUUAAUUUCAAUGUGAAAAGAUUGAUUUUUAAAAAUCUGUUUUUACAUACAUGUUCCUAGAAGUGCCUAUCUGUUGCAAAAAGCUAGGCAUAUAGUUAAAAGAAUACUGGUAUGAAAGUGUGUCAAACUUCAGUACUCAGGUACAUGCAAUCUCUGUAGCUUCGGACAAAUUAUUCAGUCAUCCUGAGACUCAUUUUUCUCAUCUAUAAAAUGGGGUUGCCAUCUGCCCUGUGCCAUUUUAAGGAUUCAAUGAAAUAGUGGAGAAAAGGUUUAUUUUUUGUUUUGUUUUUUACCACAGUGUUGUGUAAAAUGAGGCCUCAUGAUUUAGGGGGAAGGUGAACCAAUCUUGGAGUCAGGUGCCCACUACCAAGCCAUAUGGUCUUAGAGGAUUGUUUGCUCGUUCUAAGUCUUUGCUUAUUUUUGAAUGAGGAGGUUGAACCAGGUAAUCCCUUAGCCCUGCUUCCAGCUCCAGCACUUUAAAGGCAACAUUAGCACUAUUUAUGGAAGCUUUAGUAAAAUAGCCCAGAUAGAUAUGAGGUCAUCUUAGGGAAAAGGAAGAUUAAUCAUUGUAUUUUCCCAAACUCUGCCACCAAGUCAUCCUGAAGGAUUUAAUGAGAUGUAUUUUCAGGGACAAUAUUCAAGGAAACAUUGAAUUUCAAAGGGAUCGGUUUAUCUCAUCCAAUUCAUACUUGAAUAAGAAUCAUUUCUGCAAUAUCAGUUCAGUCCUUAUUUUGUGGCAAGAACAGUGCUUAGUGCUGAAGCAACAAAAAACAUUCCUCGAGGAUCUUGAAAGGCAGGUUUUUUUGAAAAUCAAACAUAGUAUCAAUGGGUUUUUACAACGUUACUGAUUCAGCUUUGAUGCUCACCUCUUCCUCAGCACCAUCAGUUGCCUCUCCCUUCAGACAAGGGCUGAAGGGCAUAGCAAUGAACUCCUCCAAAGACCUCCCUUUCUAAGGGACUCAGACUUUUCCAGGUAACAUUUUCCAACAGCUGCUCUCCUUGGUUUCAACUCUAUGAACAUCCUAUCCCAGCACCAGGUACCCUUUCAUGGUUGCCUUCCUCUCCCCUUCUUUUUAGUUUCUUUUGGUAUAUUGUCUUCCCCCAUUAGAUCGUAAGCUCCUCAAGUUCAGGGACUAUCUUUUUCUUAUUUGUAUACCCACCACUUAGCACAGUGCUUGGCACAUGUAGCAGUCAAUCAAUAACUCUAUGUUGAUUAUUGAGUUCCAGGUCACCAGUGGUAUUCAAAUGUAGGUUGAUAUCACCUCACAUCUAUCAGAGUGGCAAAUAUAACAAAAACGGAAAAUAUUGGAUGUUGGAGGGGAUGUGGGAAAGCUGGG
Dromiciops gliroides (monito del monte) is the source of this 3258-nucleotide messenger RNA. It is a transcript of the gene ZFAND1, whose product is annotated as zinc finger AN1-type containing 1. Gene Ontology annotation, cellular component: cytoplasmic stress granule; cytoplasm. The transcript has 9 exons. Lineage: Eukaryota; Metazoa; Chordata; Mammalia; Microbiotheria; Microbiotheriidae. Gene Ontology annotation, biological process: cytoplasmic stress granule disassembly. Gene Ontology annotation, molecular function: zinc ion binding. The record is from RefSeq and is a predicted model, not a curated record. Bases 43 to 1035 code for a protein of 330 amino acids.